Messenger RNA from Arachis stenosperma, 2003 nucleotides. RefSeq lists its product as uncharacterized. The transcript has 11 exons. NCBI's taxonomy places the organism in Eukaryota, Viridiplantae, Streptophyta, Magnoliopsida, Fabales, Fabaceae. The record is from RefSeq and is a predicted model, not a curated record. The coding region runs from base 284 to 1933 and encodes 549 amino acids. Gene Ontology annotation, molecular function: protein binding. Gene Ontology annotation, biological process: regulation of ubiquitin-dependent protein catabolic process.
UCAAGUGCUUAGUUAAUUUUAAGCCUUUGAAAAAAGGUGGUGGUAAAAAGUAAGAAUACGGUUAAGUCGGUAGUAAACCAACUAACCAAACGACAUCUGAUGCUUGCAGUUUGCGCGGGAAAUUUUCACAGAAAAAAAGUUGGACAAAUGUCACCGUUCGAGCUUGGGACUACACCUUCAAAUAACCAAUAUUCUCUCCCAGUAAACACCAAGCAUAAGAAAAGUAAACAAGGAAUCAUCAUCCCCGUUGCUAAAAAACCCCUUCAGAUUGAAGUUUUUUGGGAUGGCGAGACUGAAGAUUAGAGGGACCUGGUCGGGGGUUCUGGAAGACGUCACCGUCGACGCCUGGACCGUACCAAAGCUCCGGGAAGAGGUGGCCAUGCGCGCCAACUGCUCCCCUGACUGCAUCAACCUCACAUUCGCCGGCAUGCUCCUCAAGGACGACGAUGCCGAUGCCGGCGACGUCAGAAACUUGGCCAGUCUGGGCGUCAAGAUCAACUCUAAGAUCUUCGCCUCUCGCAUCUCUCCUCAAGAAAGCGACGCAUUCAGAAGAGAAGAAGAACUUUUUAGUAGGCUUGAGGAAAUCAGGGCAGCUGCAAUUGUGAUGGCGGAAAAGCAUCCAUGUUUAAUACCUGUUGAGGACUUCAACAGAGAAGCUGAAGAUCAAAGUGGACAGUUAGUGCAUAUAAGUUCUGAGAUGGAGCAUAGGGCAGUAAUGAUGGGAGUGAGGCUUCAUGCAAUAGCGGUGAGGCUUAUUGGAUGUGAUCUUUACAAUAGUGCAGUAGAAGUGCUUAGCUUAGGAGAGGAGGCAUUCUCAAUUUGUGAUCCAAAUCUCAUUAAGCUUAUUUAUAUUGUUCCGAUUCUGCACAUAAACAUGGUGUGGUGCUACUUUAUGAAAGGAGACAUCAGGUUGCUCUCGGAUGCAGGAAAGCGUCUUGAGAUAGCUAGAACAGGAAUUGAACACGAUCAAGUGAAGAAAUCUGUUUGCCGCAGACAAUUAGAAAAACUGCAUUUGAGACUAGAUUUGCUUGAAGGGGUUGUGGCAUAUCAUAGUGGCCAGAUAGAGAAAUCAAGAAAAGCAUUACUUUCUGCAAAAGUAAAAUUUAUCCAGCAUCAAGGCCCGGUUGACCCCAUAAUGCUUUUUAUGAGCUUUGAUGAUGCAAGCUUUGGCUUCACCCUAAAUGAAGCAAAUAGAGCACUGAAAAUGUGUAAUGGAGAUGUGGGGGUUGCCAUUGACUUCCUUAUUGAGGAAGAAAUAAAGGAAAUGCAAAAAUGCAAUGAUCAUAGCCAGAGAAGAAAGAAAAUUUGGUGGGUGUCACUUACUUCCUUCGUCAGAGAGGGAAAGCUGUACGGGUUGACACCUUCAAAUAAAGUUGUGAAUAUAAAGAGAUUGAAAGCAUUGGUUUCCUUUGGGCGAGUUUGUCCACUAGCUAAUAGUAUAUUUGUCCUAUUUGAUACUGCUAAAUAUAGCAGGUUUGGUGAGGAGCUUGCGGCUGAAGCCCUUAAAAGAAAUAAAAAUUAUAAGCUGAAUGCAUUGGAUGAUUUAAAAAAUCCAGAAACUAUUUCUACUUUACAGGCUGAUAUUGAGUCCAUGAAAAGAGAGAGACAGAAACAAGGAACAGAUUUUGCAAUUGAAAAAGCUGUACAAAUGGGUUUUGAAAGAUCAAGAGUGGUUGCUGCUUUUGAGGCUGGUGGCACUUCAGAAGAAGUAAUCCAAAGACUGAAAGUGCAACCGGAAGGUCCAUCAGAUAUCAGCAAAGCAGAGGAGCAAAAUGAGGAAAUAAAAGGCGAGCUCUCUGCAGAUAUAGAAAUUGCAAAUGAAGGACCAGUCAUUAUUUUUUACUUGCGUUUGGUAGAGCUUGCAUUGAGGAGGCUCUGGGAAGAAGACGUCCCUUCCCAGCAAGAUGAAAAAGAAGGAUACAAGUUUAUGUAAAUAAAUAGCGGGUUGAUGUGGGCGGUGAAUGUAUGUCAUAGGGGUCAAUGUGUAGAUAGCAGGAUGAAUA